This is a messenger RNA of Coffea eugenioides, 1479 nucleotides long. Its product is annotated as cinnamoyl-CoA reductase 1-like. The transcript is spliced from 8 exons. The coding region runs from base 30 to 1160 and encodes 376 amino acids. NCBI's taxonomy places the organism in Eukaryota, Viridiplantae, Streptophyta, Magnoliopsida, Gentianales, Rubiaceae. Gene Ontology annotation, molecular function: oxidoreductase activity, acting on the CH-OH group of donors, NAD or NADP as acceptor. The record is from RefSeq and is a predicted model, not a curated record.
CUCAUUUUCACGCACAAAGGUUGAAAGCAAUGCAGAAGACAGUGUGUGUAACAGGGGCUUCCGGCUUCAUAGCAUCAUGGCUUGUCAAGUUCUUGCUCCACCGUGGUUACAUUGUCAAGGCAUCUGUCCGUGACCUCAAUGAUGCAAAGAAAGUGGCACACCUGCUUGCACUUGAUGGAGCGUCAGAGAGACUUCAGUUGUUCAAAGCAAACCUACUGGAAGAAGGUUCCUUUGAUGCUGCAAUUGAUGGGUGUGAUGGUGUUUUCCAUAUAGCAUCUCCUUUCCAUGACCCACGCAACGAUCCUCAGGCUGAAUUGAUUGAUAAAGGGACUCUGAAUGUACUUAAAUCAUGUGCAAAAUCACCAUCUGUUAAAAGAGUGAUUUUGACCUCCUCUUUUGCUUCAGUUGGCUUCAAUGGAAAGCCUCUUACUCCUGACGUGGUGGUUGAUGAGACUUGGUGGACUCUUCCAGAUUUCUGCAAAGAAACCAAGUCAUGGUACAUUCUUGCGAAGACAUUGGCUGAGGAUGAAGCCUGGAAGUUUGUAAAAGAGAAUGACAUAGACAUGGUUGCAAUAAACCCAGCCAUGGUGAUCGGACCUCUGUUACAGCCAACACUUAACACCAGUGGUGCUGUAAUAUUGAACCUAAUAAAUGGUAUGGAUUUUUACAUAAAGAGAAAGCAAACCAAAUCUCUGGAACUUGCUCUUUUGGUUGGAUCUGCUUAUUUAUCGGCUUUAGUUUUCAGAAGGUGGAUGACAUGGUCAUUUCACAUUUGGAGUUUGGCCAGAGUCUCGUCUGUUUGCAAGUGCGGCAGCAGGUGCAAAACAUUUCCAAAUUCAACAUUUCCCUGGGUUGAUGUGAAAGAUGUUGCUAAUGCACAUAUACUAGCUUUUGAAAAUCCAUUGGCUAGUGGAAGAUACUGCCUGGUUGAACAAGUGGCACACUACUCCAAAGUUAUGAAGAUCUUGCAUGAACUUUAUCCUUCCUUAAAGCUUCCAGUAAAGUGUGCCGAUGACAAGCCAUUUGUGCCAGAGUAUCAGGCCUCCAAGGAAAAGGCAAAGAGCUUAGGAAUUGAAUUCACUCCCUUUGAACAAAGCAUCAAGGAAACAGUUGAAAGCUUGAAGGAGAAGAUAUUUUUGGACGCUUCAGUUGCACUGUGAAUGUACCAAAGUUGUUGAGGAACACUGCAAAUUGAUGUCAUUGCCUCCUGAAAAUAUGUUGCAGAUUCUUUUAUGUGCCAUUGCUAUCUGAUUGGACUUGUAUGCAUAUGCAAGGAUUUAGAAGAAUCUGUGCAUGCAAUAAUGGAGAGUACUCUACUUUUUGGUAUCUUAAAAAUUUUAACUGAAGUUAACAAUUGGUACUAUAUUUGCUGCUGCCAAUUAAAGCUGAAGCAUGUUUAUAAGUUUGCUUGCGUGCUACAGCUGCAGUUUGACAGGAUUUAUCAAAUAAAGGAGCAGCAUUAAUUGUACUAUUUGGAGU